GGCAAAGAAGGACCGAGAGAGUGUUAAAGCUGCACCACAUUUAUCGCAAGAGAUUUAUCCUCUCCCUCGGCAGAAUUAUACCAAUAAUCCGUUUAAAUAUUUUCAGUGGCUCUGCUGCUUCACGUCAUUUACCACACACUAAUGUUCGUACCUUUCUCUCUCUGAUCCUUUCCCCCAUACAAUAAUAAUAAACCCUUCAUUUUUUAUACGUCAGAGCACACUAGUGAACUUGUGCACCCAUCUCCCCUGCCAGAAGAACACUACCCACCUGGGUUUUCCCUGCAACUUCCGCAGACUUCGCCGCCAACCCAGAAGUUCGCAGGUUAGGGAGUGAGUGCAUAAAUUGGCUGCUUUGCCUUCUCAUUGCUUUGGAGUAAAACUUUUAAGAACGUAAAACUAUCAUCAUGCCCCUUAAGGCAUUGGACUAUGAGUCACUGAAUGAGAACGUGAAAAAGGCUCAGUAUGCUGUUAGAGGUGAGCUGUAUCUUCGAGCUUCUGAGCUUCAGAAGGAAGGAAAGAAGAUUAUUUUCACAAAUGUUGGGAAUCCUCACGCUCUAGGACAGAAGCCACUGACUUUCCCUCGCCAGGUGGUUGCUCUAUGCCAAGCUCCAUUUCUGUUAGAUGACCCUAAUGUAGGGCUGCUCUUUCCUGCUGAUGCAAUUUCAAGAGCUAAACACUAUCUUUCAAUUACUUCGGGUGGUCUAGGUGCUUAUAGUGAUUCCCGAGGUAUUCCAGGAGUUAGGAAGGAAGUGGCAGAGUUCAUUGAGAAACGUGAUGGGUAUCCUAGUGACCCAGAGCUCAUAUAUCUCACCGAUGGUGCCAGCAAAGGUGUGAUGCAGAUCUUGAAUGCUAUUAUCCGUGGUGAAGGGGAUGGGAUUCUGGUUCCAGUCCCACAAUACCCACUCUAUUCGGCUACAAUAUCUCUGUUUGGCGGUUCUCUUGUUCCGUAUUACCUAGAGGAAACAGCAAAUUGGGGUCUUGAUGUUAAUAAUCUUCGCCAGUCAGUUGCACAGGCUCGCGCGAAUGGAAUCACUGUAAGAGCGAUGGUGAUUAUAAACCCUGGAAACCCCACUGGUCAGUGUCUUAGUGAAGCUAAUUUAAGAGAAAUAUUGAACUUCUGUUACCAUGAAAGCCUAGUCUUGCUUGGGGAUGAAGUUUAUCAGCAGAAUGUAUACCAGGACGAGCGCCCCUUUAUUAGUGCUAGAAAGGUGUUGAUGGGUAUGGGGCUACCUGUAAGCAAGGAAGUCCAGCUUGUCUCUUUCCACACCGUCUCCAAAGGAUAUUGGGGUGAAUGUGGACAGCGGGGUGGAUACUUUGAGAUGACAAACAUCCCUCCAAAGACAGUUGAUGAGAUAUAUAAGGUGGUAUCAAUAGCACUCAGUCCAAAUGUUCCUGCACAAAUAUUUAUGGGGAUGAUGGUCAACCCUCCGAAACCUGGAGACAUUUCAUAUGAGCAGUUUAUUAGGGAAAGCAAGGGGGUCCUUGAAUCUUUGAGGAGAAGAGCACAUAUUAUGACCGAUGGAUUUAACAGCUGCAGAAAUGUCGUUUGCAAUUUCACAGAAGGUGCAAUGUAUUCAUUCCCACAAAUACGCUUGCCACCAAGAGCGAUAGAGGCUGCUAAACGGGCUGGAAAAGUUCCCGACGUUUUCUACUGUCUCAAGCUUUUGGAAGCCACUGGCAUUUCCACCGUCCCUGGAUCAGGGUUCGGACAGAAAGAAGGGGUUUUCCACUUGAGGACAACCAUCUUACCAGCUGAGGAAGACAUGCCGGCCAUCAUGGAUAGCUUCAAGAAGUUCAACGACGAGUUCAUGGAUCAAUACGAAGGUCAGAGAGGCUAUUCGAGGAUGUAAAGAUCCGGAAAAUCAAAAGGUUUCUUAUAACCUCCAGCUUAUGCAAAGCUAGUAUUGCAAACCUGUCUACUUUUCACAUUACGCUGCAUAAAUUGUAAACUUCCUCCUUCUGUCCAAAAUUACUUUCACCUCUUACAUAUUAAAUAUUGUAUGUAUUUAUAAUUCUGCUUUCCAGCUUCUGAUGUAAAAUUGCAGAGCACUAAAUUCCAACUUUAAGCUAUAUGGGGACCAAUAGUGAUGGGAGACUUCAUUAAAGCCUUACUAUACUGCUCA
Pyrus x bretschneideri (Chinese white pear) is the source of this 2123-nucleotide messenger RNA. Its product is annotated as glutamate--glyoxylate aminotransferase 2. The record is from RefSeq and is a predicted model, not a curated record. NCBI's taxonomy places the organism in Eukaryota, Viridiplantae, Streptophyta, Magnoliopsida, Rosales, Rosaceae. The coding region runs from base 405 to 1850 and encodes 481 amino acids. Gene Ontology annotation, biological process: photorespiration; biosynthetic process. Gene Ontology annotation, molecular function: L-alanine:glyoxylate transaminase activity; L-alanine:2-oxoglutarate transaminase activity; glycine:2-oxoglutarate transaminase activity. The transcript has 14 exons.